AACGUUCCGGGGAAAGUGCUCGGGGGAAGCCAAGGGCCCCGCCUGCAAUCGCUGGCCCGGGGCUCUGCGCACUCCAAGGGCCCAGCUCCCAGGCCGGGUCUGCCCACGUGGGCGCGGGAAGCGCGGGGUAUGCGGGCCGCCUGGCCAAGCUGCACUUGCCAGGAACCGGCGCAGACACAGGCCCUUAGCGCCGCGGGAACCCGGCCAGGCCCACCGCGCGCUGCGCCACAGGGGCACAACCGCAGGGCGCCCCCCCGACCGCGCGACGCUCCGCAGGGGCGCCCACAGCCCUGCGGGUCACAGAGAUGCUACCUCCAACCCAGGGGGGCCCGGAGCUGCGAGGGCCUAGCAAACGCCAGCAGUCCCCGCCGGGCUCUAGCCAUUUUACGGCAGUGGGCCCCGCCCCCGCGCGCCACAGGGGCGGGAAGGAGGUGUGCGGCACAAGCCAGCCAAUCCGCGCCACCAUCUCCAGCCCUGCACCCUGUCAUUGGCCGAGAACCGGACGGCGCGAUGCGGCCGUAAGGCGUGGCUGAGUGUCGUGAGGCGGGCCAGCGGCUAGGGCGCCCUCGGCCGGCUUUGGUCGGAGUGUCCGGCUCCGGGAAGCGGCAGCAGCGGCACGGACGACUUGGGGUCUGGUGUCCCGCACAACCAUGGCUGGCGCGCUGGUGAGGAAAGCGGCCGACUAUGUCCGAAGCAAGGAUUUCCGGGACUACCUCAUGAGGUGCAGUUCCUGGAGCAGCAGAACAAGAUGCCGGGGACCAAGUGGAGCCUCCUGCAGCAGCAGAAGACAACUUAGAGCAAGAUGGACUAUAUGUUCGAGAGUGACUUCAACAGCCUUCCGCUACAGCUGGACACUCCGGACCAGGAGAAGCUAAAGCUGGAGGCAGAGCUUGGCAACACACCGGGGCUGGUAGAGGACUUCAAGAACAAGUACAAGGAUGAGGUCAGUAAGAAUACAGAGAUGGAGAAUGAAUUUGUCCUCAUCAUCAAGGAUGUGGACGAAGCUUACAUGAAGAAGGUAGAGCUGCAGUCUUGCCUGGAAGGGUUGACUGAUGAGAUCAGCUUUCUUAGGCAGCUUUGUGAAGGGAUCUGGGAGCUGGAGUCUCAGAUCUCAGACACAUCUGUGGUGCUGUCCAUGGACAACAGCUGCUCCCUGGACAUGGUCAGCAUGAUUACUGAGGUCAAGGCCCAGUAUGAGCAGAUUGUCAACCACAGCCAGGCCAAGACUGAUAGCAUGUACCAGAUCAAGUAUGAGAAGCGGCAGACACUGGCCUGAAAGCACGGAGGUGACCUGCAUUGCACAAAGCCUGAGACCUCCCAGAUGAACCAGGACAUCGGCUGGCUCCAGGCUGAGACUGAGGGCUUCCCUAGAGGCCACCACCACAGAUGCCAGGCAGUACUGGGAGCUGGCCCUUAAGGAUGCCAAUGCCAAGCUGUCUGAGCUAGAGGCUGCCCUGCAGUGGACCAAGAAGGACAUGGCGCAGCAGCUGCACGAGCACCAGGAGCCAGUGAACAUCAAGCUGGCUCUGGACAUCGAGACUGCCACCUAUAGGAAGCUGCUGGAGGGCGAGGAGAGCUGACUGAAGUCUGGGAUGCAGAGCAUGAGCAUCUGUAUAAAGACCACCAGUGGCUAUGCAGGUGGACUAAGCUCAGCCUGCAGGGACUUCACAAGCCCUGGCCUCAGCUAUGGCCUGAGCUCGUUUUGGUUGUGGCAGGGGCUCCAGCUCCUCUGGGGCCAUGGCUGUGAAGAUGAUCAAGACCUGUAAUGGGAAGCUGGUGUCCGAGUCCUCUGAUGUCCUGCACAAGUGAAGGGCCACGGCAGCCCCCUCCCAGCCUACCUACCCUGGGGCUUACCCAGAACCUGUUGGGGAGGCCCUGUGCAGAGGAGCACAGGGAACAGGAGACCUACGUGAAUUAGUCCAUUUUCACACUGCUGAUAAAGACAUAGCCAAGACUGGAAAGAGAAAGAGGUUUAAAGGUCUUACAGUUCCACACAGCUGGGGAGUCCUCACAAUCAUGGUAGAAGGCAAGGAGGAGCAAGUCACAUCUUACAUGGAUGGCAGCAGGCAGAGUACGUUUGUACAGGGAAACUCCCCCUUUUAAAGCCAUCAGAUCUCCUAAGACUUACUCAGUAUCAUGAGAACAACAGGGAGAAAGACCUGCUCCCAUAAUUCAGUCACCUCCCACCAGGUCUCUCCCACAACGUGUGUGAAUUCAAGAUAAGAUUUGGGUGGAGACACAGCCAAACCAUAUCACCACCUGAGGCUCAGCUCUAGCCCUUAGCCCACCUGUGGGGAGAGUUUACUGCCUGGGGUACCCCCCUCGCCCAUGUCUCUAGCUACAAAACAAUUCUAUUGCUUUUUUCCAAAAUAAAACCUCAACUAGCUCUGCCAACUUUGUGUGUAUAUAUAUAUAUAUGUAUAUGUAUAAAUAUGUUAUAUAUCUAUAUAUAUAUCUAUAAAUAUGUGUUAUAGACAUUACAUACAUAUGUAAGACUGAGACUGGCAGUGCCUAGAAGACAUUCCAAAAAUAAAAUGAGCUUAGAAGAAGCUUUGAGCCAAGUAAUCACUAUUUCAAACUAAGGGGACAACAGUGAUAAAGUUGAUUCUGUGAGAGUCAUCCUCCUUUAUCACCGCACUUCAUCAAACUUCUGAGGGAGUCAUAAUAGAAGCCCUGGGCUAGAGUGGCUGUGCUGUGUUUCCCGAUGCAGACUUGGAACAGUGACAGUAGAAAACUCUUACCUCUCUGCAAGAAAUAGAAAUAAGCAAAUACUGUUUAUGCCAGUAGUGUCUCUCAAUCUUGGAACUCUUCCUUCCUUUUUUCUAUUUCUUGUUUUCCUGUCUGUAACUAAUGUACUCUGUUUCAAACUGUGUAUCUGAAAAUACUAACUAUUAAAGUACACACCAUAUGUAGAAAGAUUGAUUGCAAGUCUCAGAUUCUGAUUGUACAUGCAUAUGGCAUUUAAAAAAACACACACUAAAAUUUUUUAAAAAUAAUUAUAAUAUGCCAGGAAAGGAAGGAAAAUGCAAUCACACAAAACACUCAUUUAAAACCAUGAAAGGCUGAAAAAGAAUAGAAGGCAAACAAAGAACAAGAACAGCAAAUAUGGUAAAUAUUAAUGCAACUAUAUCAUUGAUCACUUGGGUUAUCAGUAGACUAAAUACCAAUUAAAAGGCGCUGUCAGCUCGACUAGGUUCACAGACACCCAGAUAGAUGGUAAACCAUUAUUUCUGGGCAUGUCUAUGCAGGUGUUUUCUGGAAGAGAUUGGCAUUUGAAUACAUAGUCUGAGUAAAGAAGAUGUGCCCUCACGCGUGUAAGUGGGCAUCAUCCAAUCUGUUGAGGGCCCCAGCAGAACAGAAAGGUAGAGAAAUGACAAUUUGCUCUCUCUUCUGAAGCUCAGACAUCCAUUUUCUUCUUCAGAACUCUAGGUUCUCGGGCUUUUGGACUCUAGAAUUUUCACCAGUGGCCCUUCAGGUUCUCAGGGCCUUUAGCCUUGGACUGAGUUACACCGUCAGCUCCCUGAGUUCUCAGGCCUUCGGACUCAGACUGAAUUAUAGCACUGGCUUCACUGAUUCUCCAGCUUAUUACUUCUAUAACUGCCUAAGCCAAUUUCCACUAAAAAUCAUAUAUAUACACACACGUAUGUAUGUGUGUAUGUAUCUAUAUCCAUCCAUCUUCUAUUGGUUCUGUCUCUCUGGAGGGCCCUACUACAGGUAACAAUCUUUAAAGUCUAUACACCAUUAGAGCAUUUAAACACAUGAAGCAAAAACUGACAGAAUUGCAAGAAAAAAAUAGAAGAAUCCACUAAUAUAAUUGGAGAUUUCACCCCUCCAUCAUAAAUAGACCCAGCAGGCAGAAAAUCAGUAUGGGCAUAAUUUAACUCAGCAAAACAAUAAAUCAACUGGAUAUGGUGAACAGCAGUAGACUGCCACAUGCAACAGCAGUAGAAUACACCUUCUUCUCAAGCUCACGUGGAACACUCACCAAGAUAAACUAUAUUCUGGACCAGUUUAAAAGACUAGAAAUCAUAUGGUGUCUACUUUGGAAUUAAACUAGAAGUUGGUAACAGAAAGAUAGCUGGAAAAUUCCUAGUACUUGGAGAUUAAACAGCAUUUCUAAGUAACUCUGGGUCAAAGAAGAAAUCUCAAGAUAAAUUUUUUAAUAUUUUGAACUAAAUAAAAUGCAAACACAGCUUGUCAAAAUGUGUGGGACGCAGUUAAAGAAGGUUAUUUUUCAAAGAUCAAAGGACAUCUUGUUUGCUUCCAAUUUUGGCAAUUAUGAAUAAACCUCUAUAAACAUUCACGUACAGGUUUCUGUGGACCCAAGUGUUCAACUCCUAUGGGUCAAUACCAAAGGAAUGUGUAAGAAACUGCAAAACUGUUUUUCCAAAGUGGCUGUAUGACUCUGUCACCCGGGCAGGAGUGCAGUGGCAUGAUCUCAGCUCACUGCAACCUCUGCCUCCCAGGUUCAAGCAAUUCUCCUGCCUUAGCCUCCUGAGUAGCUGGGAUCAUAGGUGCGUUCCACUGGGUCCUGCUAAUUUUUAUAUUUUUAGUAGAGAUGGGGGUUUCACCAUGUUGACCAGGCUGAUCUUGAACUCCUGACCUCAGGUGAUCUACCCCAGUAGGCCUCCCAAAGUGCUGGGAUUAUAGGUAUAAGCCACUGUGCCCAGCCAAUUUUAUUACUUUAUUUCAAUAACUCAGUAGCUCAACUGUGAGAUUUUGCCCUAAGAGAAGAGCUCAUGCAUAUCCUGGCAAGAGAAAUUGCGAUUUCAGAAAUAAAAGUAACUCACUAUAAAUUUUUGGUGUUUUUUUAAGUUUAACCUUCUGGGAAAAAAGUUUUUUACUAUUCAUUCGUUCAUUCAUUCAACAAUGAAUUCUGUGGUUUCUUUUUACCUUUCUACUUUUUUUUUUUUUCCCAGACAGGGUCUUGCUCUAUUGCCAAGCUAAAGUGCAGUGGUGUGAUCACACCUCACUGCAGACUUGAACUCCUGGGAGGCACAUACCACCCAUGCCCAGCUAACUUUUUUAAUAUAUUUGUGUAUAGAUGGGGUCUCACCAUGUUGCCCAGACUGAUAGUGAACUGCUGGCCUCAAACAAUCCUCCUGCCUUAGCCUCCCAAAGUGCUGGGAUUACAGGCAUGAGCCAGCAUGCCUGGCCUUCUUUUUACUGUUCUUAAUGUGGCUUCUAGAAAUUUUAAAUUAAAUACGUGGCUUGUAUUUGUGCCUUGCAUUGUAUUUCUAUUGGACAAUUCUGCUCUAGGGAUUGCACUUAUUUUCCAUAAAUUAAGAUAAAAUUUCAUUAAGUCAAAGUUCUUAUUAGAAGUACUGUUACUUGAUCUUUUAAAAAUAAAUAAAUAAAAGAUGCACACUGAUAACAUUAUAGUCCUGUUACUGAAAUUUGAAUACAGGUGUGAGGUUGUAGUAACGUACUAAGACCAAAAUCAUCUGACCUUUUUUUUUUUUUCCAUGUCUCUCCUGUCUGAACUUCGGUGACUCUUCACAAAAUAGUACG
This is a messenger RNA of Callithrix jacchus (white-tufted-ear marmoset), 5511 nucleotides long. NCBI's taxonomy places the organism in Eukaryota, Metazoa, Chordata, Mammalia, Primates, Cebidae. The record is from RefSeq and is a predicted model, not a curated record.